CAGCCCGGCAUGCUAAUGAGGCGGGGCGCGGCGGCUGGCUGAGGAGCUGCUGGGCGGCGGCGGCGGCGGGCUUGGAGCUGCCGGGCGGGAGCGGCGUAGGCGCGGGGUCACUCACAGCACGAACCUGGACAUGGAGCCGCCCGGCGGGGGCCCGGGGCCCGGCCGCGGGACCCGGGACAAGAAGAAGGGCCGGAGCCCGGACGAGCUGCCUUCGGCGGGCGGCGACGGCGGCAAAUCCAAGAAAUUUACUCUGAAGCGGCUCAUGGCAGAUGAGCUGGAGAGAUUUACCAGCAUGAGAAUUAAGAAGGAGAAAGAAAAGCCUAAUUCUGCUCAGAGAAAUUCUUCUGCAUCAUAUGGGGAUGAUCCCACAGCACAGUCAUUGCAGGAUGUUUCAGAUGAGCAAGUUCUAGUACUCUUUGAACAGAUGCUGUUGGAUAUGAACCUGAACGAGGAAAAACAGCAACCUUUGAGGGAGAAGGACAUUAUCAUCAAGAGAGAGAUGGUGUCCCAGUACUUGCACACCUCCAAGGCUGGCAUGAGUCAAAAGGAGAGCUCUAGGUCAGCCAUGAUGUACAUUCAGGAGCUGAGGUCGGGCUUGCGGGAUAUGCCUCUGCUUAGCUGCCUGGAGUCCCUUCGUGUCUCCCUCAACAACAACCCUGUCAGUUGGGUGCAAACAUUUGGUGCUGAGGGCCUGGCUUCCUUGUUGGACAUCCUUAAACGACUUCAUGAUGAGAAAGAUGAGACUGCUGGAAGCUACGAUAGCCGUAACAAGCAUGAGAUCAUCCGCUGCUUGAAAGCUUUUAUGAACAACAAGUUUGGAAUCAAGACCAUGUUGGAGACAGAAGAAGGAAUUCUGCUGCUGGUCAGAGCCAUGGAUCCUGCUGUUCCCAACAUGAUGAUUGAUGCAGCUAAGCUGCUUUCUGCUCUUUGUAUCCUACCACAGCCAGAAGACAUGAAUGAAAGAGUUUUGGAGGCGAUGACAGAAAGAGCUGAAAUGGAUGAGGUGGAACGUUUUCAGCCACUGCUGGAUGGAUUAAAAAGUGGGACCUCCAUUGCUCUCAAGGUGGGAUGCCUACAGCUGAUCAAUGCUCUCAUCACACCAGCUGAAGAACUUGACUUCCGAGUUCACAUCCGAAGCGAACUGAUGCGCUUGGGGCUGCAUCAAGUGUUGCAGGACCUUCGAGAGAUUGAAAAUGAUGAUAUGAGAGUGCAACUAAAUGUGUUUGAUGAACAAGGAGAAGAAGAUUCCUAUGACCUGAAGGGACGGCUGGAUGACAUUCGAAUGGAGAUGGAUGAUUUAAAUGAAGUCUUCCAGAUUCUCUUAAACACAGUGAAGGAUUCAAAGGCAGAGCAACACUUCCUUUCCGUCCUGCAGCACCUACUCUUAGUCCGAAAUGACUAUGAGGCCAGACCACAGUACUAUAAGUUGAUUGAAGAAUGUAUUUCUCAGAUAGUUCUGCACAAGAAUGGGGCUGAUCCUGACUUCAAGUGCCGGCACCUCCAGAUUGAUAUUGAGGGAUUGAUUGAUCAAAUGAUUGAUAAAACAAAGGUGGAGAAAUCUGAAGCCAAAGCUACAGAGCUGGAAAAAAAGCUGGACUCAGAGUUAACAGCCCGACAUGAGCUACAGGUGGAAAUGAAAAAGAUGGAAGGUGACUUUGAGCAGAAGCUCCGGGAUCUUCAGGGAGAAAAGGAUGCAUUGGAUUCUGAAAAGGAAAAAAUUGCCACAGAGAAACAGAACCUGGAAGCAGAAGUGUCUCAGCUCACAGGAGAGGUUGCCAAGCUGUCCAAGGAACUGGAAGAUGCCAAGAAAGAAGUGGCUUCACUCUCCACUGCAGUUACUGCUUUAGCCCCUCCUAACAGUGCUACUUUUCCCCCUGCCCCUCCUUUACCUGGUGACUCUGAACCUGUCAUUCCCCCCUCACCCCCUUUACCAGGAGAGGUUAGCAUAGCCUCCACACCCCCUCUUCCUGGGGGUGGGGCCAUUCCUCCUCCACCACCUCCUCCUCCUCCUCUGCCUGGGGGUGCCUACAUCCCCCCACCCCCUCCUCUGCCUGGGGGUGCCUGCAUCCCCCCACCUCCCCCUUUGCCUGGGGGUGCCUAUAUCCCCCCACCCCCUCCUCUGCCUGGGGGUGCCUACAUCCCCCCACCCCCUCCUCUGCCUGGGGGUGCCUGCAUCCCCCCACCUCCCCCUUUGCCUGGGGGUGCCUGCAUCCCCCCACCGCCUCCUCUGCCUGGGGGUGCCUGCAUCCCCCCACCUCCCCCUUUGCCUGGGGGUGUUGGCAUCCCCCCACCUCCUCCUCCCUUGCCUGGAGGACCAGGAAUGCUACCUCCCCCUCCCCCUCUUCCUGGUGGAAUCCCUCCACCCCCUCCAUUUCCUGGAGGCCCUGGUAUUCCUCCACCUCUCCCUUUUGGAGUUCCUGCAGCCCCAGUUCUGCCAUUUGGAUUAACCCCAAAGAAACUUUACAAGCCAGAGGUACAGCUCCGGAGGCCAAACUGGUCCAAGUUUGUCGCUGAGGACCUUUCCCAAGACUGCUUCUGGACAAAGGUGAAGGAGGACCGAUUUGAGAACAAUGAACUUUUCGCCAAACUUACCCUUACCUUUUCUGCCCAGACCAAGAGUGAGUCCUUUCCUCUUUCAUGCAAAGGGCGAGUGUAGGACUUAGAACAUUUGUUAAGGGGGUCUCCCAUUUCUUUCCCUUCCCUGGGUGAGGGUUGAAGAGAGCUGGGAGUUCCUAUUCAGAAGAAAAUAAGCUGGUUUUGUAUUCUGGGGAUGCUGGAGUUGGCAAAGAGAA
This is a messenger RNA of Balaenoptera ricei (Rice's whale), 2792 nucleotides long. It is a transcript of the gene DIAPH1, whose product is annotated as diaphanous related formin 1. Gene Ontology annotation, biological process: actin cytoskeleton organization; actin filament polymerization. Gene Ontology annotation, cellular component: actin filament; cytoplasm. The record is from RefSeq and is a predicted model, not a curated record. Bases 131 to 2656 code for a protein of 841 amino acids. The transcript is spliced from 17 exons. Lineage: Eukaryota; Metazoa; Chordata; Mammalia; Artiodactyla; Balaenopteridae. Gene Ontology annotation, molecular function: actin binding; small GTPase binding; microtubule binding.